This is a messenger RNA of Scleropages formosus (Asian bonytongue), 1872 nucleotides long. It is a transcript of the gene fam32a, whose product is annotated as family with sequence similarity 32 member A. The record is from RefSeq and is a predicted model, not a curated record. Lineage: Eukaryota; Metazoa; Chordata; Actinopteri; Osteoglossiformes; Osteoglossidae. The coding region runs from base 45 to 401 and encodes 118 amino acids. The transcript is spliced from 4 exons. Gene Ontology annotation, cellular component: nucleolus.
CGCAGUGUUCUCAACGACGACGCGGAAACGAGACGAAAACAGACAUGGCGGACUAUGAGAGUAUUCACAAAGGGUCGCUUAAACUGAAGGGAAUUGGUAGCAUUUCGUCGGGGAAAAAGAAGAAGAAGAAGGAUAAGGACAAAAAGCUGCGCCUACAACAGGAGAUCAUGACGAUGCAGAGCGAAGAGACGGAGGAGACGGAGGAGGCGAAGAAGCCGGUGUACAUGGAGAAGAGGACCCCGGCGCAAGUGGCGUUCGACAAAAUGCAAGAGAAGAGGCAAAUGGAAAGGAUUUUGAACAAAGCAUCAAAAACUCACAAGCAGAGAGUUGAGGAUUUUAAUCGCCAUUUAGAUACCCUGACAGAACAUUAUGAUAUUCCCAAAGUCAGCUGGACCAAAUAAAAACAGAUCAUCUGGAUCUUUCUGAAGAUAUACUUCUCAUAUUCUUGAUGCAGUAUUUGUAAUAUGAAAACCUUUUCUUUUUGGGUAACUUUCUCAAUGAUCCUCUUAGUGAUCUGCAAUAAGUUACCAACAGAUUGUUAGCAAAAUUUUUCAUUUAAGUUGUUUUAUGUCCUUUUACAGUACUUUGGUUAUUAAAGGUUUUGCAACAAUGCACACUUGCAAUAUUAUUGGAAUGUGUUUUCUUUAUUACACAAUGCUUGUCAAAUUUAAGUAUGACUUCAAAUGAGAUGUUUGCAGAACUUUCAAAGCAGACCGUAAAAGACUUCAAUUCUGUCAUUGUUGUCUCUAAGUAUGAGCUGUACCAGUGUGCUUCAGAUUGGUAGUAUUUCUUGUCAUAUUAGAGUUUCUGUAAUGUUUACAAAUUCCAGUACUUUAGAAUUUCUUGCUGCUUUAUGGCCAGGUUUUGUCUUACAAUUAAUGUAAACUAUACUGAACAUAGUACUCACAUGUGGAAUGUUUUUGAUUUUUCUGUUGGUCUGCUAUUUUUAGAAAGUUAGAAGAGGGCCUUGAAGUACACUUCUCUAAAGCAGAGGUGGGUCACUGUGUUACACUGAUGGGAUGGGGGUGAACCAAGUGACCAUAUGAAAAUUUUUCUUUGCAGGAAAAGUCAUGUCUUUAGACUGCAAUAAACUGACGUAAACGUGUUAAGUGUGCGUCCUUUCUUUGGUAUAAUGUAUAUCUGAGAUGGUAUCAGCAAAGUCAUGCCGAAGAUUUAGGAAGGGGGCUGCCCACGUCUGCUGCAAGCUCGCUGGUGGCUGACAAGGCCAGUGCGGGACAGGCAGGUCUGGCCGCAGCAACUGCAAGAGAAAGUCUGUUCUCCGUUUUGCGCUGCAGUGUCACGUUUCUUCCUCCAUCUCCUUUUGUCUCAAGACCAGCCCUGCGUUCGUUCUUGAAGGAGGAGACAGCCUGGUGAAUGGUGUGUUUUCAGGCCUCCCGGUCAGAAGCUAGAGCAGACCACUGGCGAUUGUCAAUGUAACGGACACCAAGGGAUUUCUUCAGAUAGUCCUUGUACCUCUUCUUCAGUGCCCCUCUAUCGCGGUGGCCAGUGGUGAGUUUGCCAUAGAGCACAAUCUUGAGCAUGCAAUGAUCCUCCAUCUUGGAGAUGUGCCCUGCCAACGCAGCUGCGUCUCAUCAGCAUGGCCUUGAUGCUGGUGACCUCCGCCUGUUUGCGGACUUCAGUGUUGGUGAUUCUACUGGAUUUUGAGGAUAGUGCAGAGGCAGCGCUGAUGGAAGCGAUCAAGGAGUCGCAGGUGGUGACGGUAGGUGACCCAUGACUCGGAGCCAUGGAGUAGGCUAAUCAGUAGACACUGAUCUUUGUGCCUUUCUUCAGACACUUGUUGUUCCAGAUUCUUUUGUGGCUGUUUGCCAUUCUGUUAUUUACAUUUAUUCAUGUAGCAGACACUUCUCCAAA